GACGAGUCCCUCCGCGCCGAGACCUUCGUCAUCCUCUUCAACCGCGUCGCCGACAUGCACAACGAGAAGAUCUUCCGCGUGCGCUUCGAGGGGGAGGUGGGCAGCUUGAGGAAUCGCCUUGGGUACGCCACCUACUUCCCGUUCGUGCAGCCAGAGCAGUCCCACGCGCGGCUCGACUUUGCCUACCACGACCAAAGGCUUGCGGCCCACUUCCUUGUCUACCUCCAUUUUCGGGAGAGAAUCACGAACAUCCAGAAGCCGUCCUACGUCGUGGAUGGCGUGCAGCGUGAGGAGCUCAAGAAGGGGAUCCCGAAGACUUGGGAGACCUUCAGCCGCAUGCCCGAGUCGGGCAUCUUCACCUGCUCGUACAAGUGCGCCGAGAAGCACCGGAACUUCAAGCUCCGCAAGGAGUUUUUGAACAGGUAUGGCGGGUGGCACGCGUCGAUAUCCUCCGCCGACGUGAUGUGGUGGGUGUCCCUUGCGGACGACGCGCCAGAGCCCGUGGUUCACUUCAUCGAGUUUCUCAACGUGAACUUCGACAACAUCCACGUGCCCCUAAGGGACAUGGACUGCCUCGCGCAAGAUGGAUCGCUCAGCGUCUCGGAGUUCGCCCAGGGCUUCGAGAACAUCGGGUACCAUGUCGGCGGGAAGGACCGACCGGGCCGAAGCCAUCUUCAGUUUCCUCGACAUGGGCGAGCAGAGGGAGCUGCAGGUGGCGGACACGAUCUCCUUGCUGAUAUGCGCCUACAACGAGGUGAAGAUGAGCAUCCGUGA
This is a messenger RNA of Prorocentrum cordatum, 774 nucleotides long. Lineage: Eukaryota; Dinophyceae; Prorocentrales; Prorocentraceae. The record is from the annotation of a GenBank genome assembly.